Cygnus olor (mute swan) is the source of this 1387-nucleotide messenger RNA. RefSeq names its product nascent polypeptide-associated complex subunit alpha, muscle-specific form-like. The transcript has 3 exons. Bases 1 to 1053 code for a protein of 350 amino acids. Lineage: Eukaryota; Metazoa; Chordata; Aves; Anseriformes; Anatidae. The record is from RefSeq and is a predicted model, not a curated record.
AUGCUGCCCCCGCAGCUGGAGGCUCACCUGCCAGGGCCACUCGCCGGGCUGGGCGGCCGUGCCCCCCACCACGCGGCCCAGCUCCCGCUGCUGCCCGCACUCGAGCUCUGCGUCCCAGCACCCGUCAGGGGGACACCCGCCCGGCGUUGCGUCACCCCCCCCCCCCCCCCCCAACCCCGAUUUCGCUGUCCCCGGGGGGGUUGUUGCGACACCGGGCCAGGAAAAGUUGCACCAGCGCUGUGGGGUUGGGUGCUCGGGGUGCCCGGAUGCUUAAUUCCCCCCCCCCCCCCCACCUCGUGUAAGGAUGGCACCCUUGGGUGCUCCCCCACCCCCCAAAAAUGGCACCGGGAUAUUUGGGUGCCCCCCCCCCCCCCCUUCAAGGAUGGCGCCCGGGUCCCGUGGGUGACACAGGGAGCCCCGCACCCAGGUCGUGUUGUGUCCCCCUCCCCCCCCGCCCCCAAAAAUGGGGCCCCUCUUCCAAGUGGGGAGGGCAGGGAAAGGGGAGUGGCCAAUGGGAAAGGGCAGGGUCCUCAUGAAUAUGCAAGAGCUCAUUUGCAUGCGGCUUACCUGCUGCGGAGGGAGCCGCUGCAGCCGAAAUUUCAUCUGGCGCUAGCAGCAGGAGGAGGAGGAGGAGGGUGGCGGCGUGUCGAGGCGUGUCGAAGCGUGUCGAGGCGUGUCGAGGCAUGGCGGCCCCCCCCGGGGGUGACCCGCGUGCCGCUGUGGCCGCCUGUCCUGUCCCGUGGCCGUCUGUCCCGUCCCGUGGCCGUCCCGGGGCCGUCUGUCCCCGUCCCGGGCACGGAUCCGGUUUUAACGCCUGCCGGUGGAGGAAGGGGAAAAGGGGGGGGGGGGGGGGGGAAGGAAAAGAGGGGGGGUGAGUGUGUGUUGGGGUGCCCGGGGGGGGCAUUACUCACCCCCCCCAACACUUUGACACGCCCGGCGUGGGAGGGGAGUGGUUGUCCGGUGUCCCUUCCCACCCCCAGAACAAGGGGAGCCGGGUUUUGGGGUGUCCCCCCCCAAAAAAGGGGACCCAGAUGUGCCCUUUUCAAGGGAUAAAGGGAUUGGGGUGUGCCCCCCCUCCCAAAAGGGACUCAGGUACUGGGGGUGUCCCCCCAAAACCCCCCAAAAAGGGGACCCAGGUAUUGGGGUGCCCCCCCGAACCCCCCAAAAGGGGACCCGGGUUUUGGGGUGUCCCCCCCAAAGGGGGACCCAGAUGUCCCCUUUCAAGGGACCCAAUUAUUGGGGUGUCCUCCCUAAAACCCCCAAAAGGGGACCCAGGUAUUGGGGUCCCCCCCUUAAAGCCCCCCCAAAAUGGGACCCAGGUGCGACCCCCCCCAAGAGACCCAAUUAUUGGGGUCCCCACCCCAAAAAAGGGACCCAGGACUUGGGG